Mycena citricolor is the source of this 3093-nucleotide messenger RNA. Lineage: Eukaryota; Fungi; Basidiomycota; Agaricomycetes; Agaricales; Mycenaceae. The record is from the annotation of a GenBank genome assembly.
CAACCGCAAUUUUCGCCACAUUACUCAUGAAGUCUAUGGUCCCCGUGCGGUUGAAGAAUCUAAACUUCUUGCCGAGGACGGGGACUGUGCGUGUCCGUCUCUCCAAGGUAUCUCCCGCCAAGACAAUACUCGGCAUCUCGGUAUAUACGUUCCACAGGUACUGGUAGAGCGGGUCCACAUAUUCGUCAAAGUUCUUCUGAUAAAGGGACGCGACCGAAUCGAACAACCCCGGAAUGGGGGGUGCAGGUUUUGGGGGAAGCGGGACGCGUUUUAGAUCUGUCGGACUUGAGAAAAACAAGGCGCAUCCAAGCACGAAACUUACUGGAGGGAGCCCAGCGGCUGCUAUGCCUGAAUAGACCGAUGGCGCAACGAAUGCGAGAUACUUGCAUCCACAGAACUCACUCCGUCUGCAUCAGCACCUGUGGGAUAUCAGAGAAAGCCCCCAGUGUCAGCGACGGGAGAUCACGCACCCAGGACCGCUCAAAAUAAGUGUCCCUCUGAGUAAGUCUGCGCUCGUCGACCACCUUUGACGACAGCACAGUCCGAGACGCAAAAUUGUUGUGAUUGCUGACGUCAGCUCACCCUUCCCGGUGAUCGCGUGAUCAUUGACUGACACGCCACCAGCCGCACAAGUCUUGCACGAAGCAUGUCCCUACACAACGAGAUCAACCUCAAGAGGCUCCUCCGCCGGCUGGAGAAGUCUGCAUCCGAAGCUCACUGGAGCGACAACUCGUUCAACGCGUGGAUAGAAGUGCAGGGGUCCCUCCAGAAGGUGAAGCACGCCAAGAAGCUGCUUGCGGAUGUCGAGCUGGAGGACUUCGAUCCGACCCCCACCUCCGCCCAGCGUUACGAGGAGUGGAGGACCCGGCUGGACCGUCUGGAUGCAUUGAUGAAGACCUACGAGCAGACAACGGCACCCAAAUCUACAAGACCUGUGAAACUGCUUCCCAAGCUCCCUCUUCCCGCAGAUCCUUUGCCGACAGAACCGCCCCCUGGCCCUUCCGAGGUAUCUCCAACACUCGAUCCAGCUUCUGCUUCGCUGUCUACCGCCACCGUCCUGGACAAUCUACUGGACUCGGCGCGGGACGUUCCCCCUCCAGCAUACACACCGCCAAUACUGUCGUCUCAGAAGCCCACCAAGUCGACCGCAUCAAGCACCGCAUUGGAAGCCGGGACGACAGCCAGACAGCGCGCUAUGGGCGAACAAAUGGCGAUGAUGGCCGAACAGCUCAAGCGCAACGCAGUUCAUUUUUCGGACUUAUUGGAGAAGGACAAGUUGGCGAUGGAGGAGGUCGACUCCAAAUUGGAGGGCAACUUCGGUUACAUGCAGAAAACGCGUAUAAUGACGCGUGAUCUCAGAAGCAAGACCGGGUCGACGUUCUGGUUGACGAUGGUGUCCAUCAUCGUCGUUUUGCUCGCAUUCGUCUUCAUGAUUCCGUUCAUCCGAUUCUCAGGAAGAUAGCCGUCCGUAGUACAACGUAUGGUUUAUACACACGUAUUAUGUUAACCAUCAUCCACACUUGAAGUACUGGAUAAGCAAGGAGAUAUUAAACGGCUGCUAGGCAAGGCGAGGAGAUGAUAUGAACAACAAAAGGAACGACGAAGACGGAGUACGUGCAGGGUAUCUUAUUGGAAUAAUUCAUCAAUUUCGUGGAACAACAAGUUGCCUACAGCCUGUGGCCUGGAACAGCCCAGAACAGGAGGGUCAAGGCGGCAACGAAAGCAGCCACUAGAAUGGACACCCAGAUGGCUCGACCCAGCAGCAGCUUCUUCACGUAGGGUUCGCGAAUCCGCAAAGUGCGGAAAGGAGUGGUUUCAGACUGCCCGAAGAAAACGAGGAUCGGGUCCAGCUCGUAUUGGUGAGAGACCAAGCACAAGACAGCAAUCGUGAAUGGGAUGAAGAGCUGCAAAGAUUCAGUUAAAUGAAGUGAUAGAAAGCAACAUGAACCACGCACGAAGAAUCGCUUAGACUUGGGCUGCACGUCAAGGAAUAGGAGAGAGAAGGCGGCGGCAAGACCGACCCACAAAGUCAAUAAUCCAACGACCAGCCGCACAAGCGAGGAGAUGGGUGUGAGAUUUCCAAAAGCCUUGGCCCGCAAAAAGCGUGGAAAUGCAUCUUGCUCCAUUGCCCUGAAGCAAUACUCCUUCUGUGCAUGGAAGAGAUCCGGGAUUUGUGCCAUUAAGCUGAGCUCUGCAGCAUUCCGGGGCUCUUGGGAAGAGGAGAGAGGGAAGGAGUGGACGCGGAGGGACGGGGGGAGGUAGAUCUCGUGGUUCUCGCUGGCGUUGACGGUGUUAGCGGCUGGAGAAAGAUAUCGGUAGUAGAUUCGCUCUGCGCUCGCGAUCAGAUUGAGCCGGGUGAUCGCGGCUGAGCGAGGAAUGACGGUCGGCGCUCGCGAUGCGCGUUUCAUCGUGAAUAGGGUCGGUGUGCGGCCUUGGCCAUUGACUCCAAACGGCGAGACGGAGCGGGCACGGCUACCGUACGGAUCUGGAGAUGUUGAAGCAACACGGGUGUGCUCCGAACCGAUUGGCCGCGGGGAUGUUGAUGCACCGUACUUCUCGUCUGUAUCGGCCAAGUAUCGCCUGUCCGCCUCACUCAGGAGUUCGUUCGUGCUCGCCGUACUCCGCUUGGUGGCAGCCCCGUCCCCAUUCAUUCCCACGACCGUGCCGUAGAUAGAACCCCGCCGUCGCGCGUAAUCCCAGUACUGAGGCCAGUCCUCCUUGAUCGUGCGCCCCGACUUCCGCACAUCCUUGAAGUAUGCGCGACAGAGAUUUUCGUGUUGCUGGACAUCCAACCAGAAGUCGAGAAUAUCUUCGGCGCCCUCGCGUUGGAGGAAAAGACUGAGUGGGCGAUAACAAUUCUGCGAAAUGAGAGAGCUGGGCGAUACGCACUAGAACAUGAAGAGAUCGACGGGUGGACGCGUUCGGCGCGACAGAACCUCGGUAAACGAAGGCAGUCGGUUCUUGCGGCUGUUCGCCCAGUCCUCUUGUUGGCGCUCGUCGUCCAUCACGGCAAGAGAAUAGUCGGGCAACUUUGCAGCUGUUUGUUCGGUAACCUCUUUUCCCAGAUCACGACGAUCAGACUUUCAACAAAUG